AACAACAAACAGCUGGAGCUUUGGUUUGCCUUAACAACGCGCUGCAGAUUUAUCGACUAGGUAACUCCUUCUAUCUGUGUAUCUUCAGGAUCACCGUAAACGGAAUGGCCACAGACUGGUUGGGUAGUGUUGUUUCCAUAAACUGUGGGCUGACGUUAGGAGUUUAUCAAGGAGAGGUAUCAUCUGUUGAUCAUGCCAGCCAGACCAUUUCACUGAGACAGCCCUAUCACAACGGCACCAGAUGUCCUGUUCCUGAGGUCACUUUCAGUGCUACGGAUAUCAAGGAGUUGAAGUUCCUAGAUAUCCAGAAUACAACCAACAAGCCCAGCACUGACCGAAGAGCUGCAGCAGAACCCAGCUUCAUGCCUUCAGUACACCAUGGUCACAGCCACAGAGUAGCUCAGCCUCAUGUAACAAGCAGCAGCUCUCAUUCCAGCAAUGCUCCAAUCACCAUCCUGCGCAGAGCCCCUACAGGUUCAUCUAACAGCAGAGGGGCGACACAGGCCAUACCAAAGAAACCCAGUGUGAGGAAUGGAGGCGCUGGAGGGUCGAUGAGGCCAAAGGACGACGAGUGCUUCAGAGACGGAACCGAUGAGGACCUGGACGCUGACUUUGACUUUGAGGGAAACCUGGCUCUGUUUGACAAGGCUGCUGUCUUCUCCCAGAUCGAUGGGACAAACCGCCACGGAAACAGAGCACAGCAUCACAGCAUGCCGGGCGACCAGAAGCCCCUGUCCUAUCGCCACGAUGAGAAUAUUCUGGAGGGGAAGCCCGUCAUAUACAGACAGAUAACUGUGCCCCAGCAUGGGGGCAAAGAGUACUGUACCGAUUCAGGCCUGGUGGUUCCCAGUGUGCCCUAUGAGCUUCAUAAGCGUCUGCUAGCAGCUGCAGAGCGCUGGGGCCUGUCUUUUGAGCGCAGGCUGGAGACGGUCGGUGUUUGCUCCAGUCAGAUGGCUCUCACUCUGCUGGGCGGACCAAACAGGCUCACCCCAAAAAAUGUCCACCAGAGGCCCACUGUUGUACUUCUGUGUGGGCCACACAUCCAGGGAGCCCAGGGCAUCAGCUGUGGUAGACAUUUAGCCAACCAUGAAGUGGAGGUCAUCCUGUUCCUGCCCAACUUUCUCAAAAUGCACGAGUCAGUCACCAGUGAGGUCACCCUCUACAGCAGGAGCAGCGGCAAGCAGGUGGCCAGCAUCAAAGACCUGCCAGCAAGCCCCGUCGAUUUGGUCAUCAACUGCCUGGACUGCCACGAGAACGGACUGCUGAGAGAGCAGUCCUGGUACAAAUCAGCCGCUGACUGGGCCAACCAGAACCGGGCCCCAGUCCUGAGCAUCGAUCCCGCGGUCAGCGAGCAGCAUCAGACUGUCGAAGCGAAGUGGACCCUCUCUUUGGGCCUUCCACUACCUUUAGCUGAGGCGGAGAGCAGGGUCUAUCUCUGUGACAUUGGAAUCCCUAAGUCGGUUUUCCAGGAAGUUGGAAUCCACUACCACUCACCCUUUGGAUGUAAAUUUGUCAUUCCUUUGCACUCAGCAUAACAGAAUGUCAACUGACGCUUAGUUACAAAUGGACAGUAGGAGGGAAUGUGGCAAAGCUGAAGAGUAACCAUAUGACCAAACCAGUAUUUCGUUACAAACUUCUUGACACGUCUGAAAGCAUAUGGUGUAGGUUUUUCCUCUAACCCGCUGGAAACUCCCGCGGCUGCUGCGUGUUGCGUGCGACACCUCUUGUUUUUGAGAGGGAAAGGUUUCCUGUUCUUUGGUGUGUUUUGAUAAGGGCUCUGCGACGAUGUGAACAUGUUUACAAAAUGCUGACCACUGUGAGUCUAUCUGUAACCUCUGACCCUGUGACCAGUCAGAGCAGCAGACACAGUUCCUGUUUCCUCCUUUAGAUUGCAUGUGGAGUCUGAUCCUGGCCCUGUGACCCAGAGCACAGCGCAGCCUUAAGCUGUCUGCCAACCCAAAUCUGCCGUUCAUCUGUGCCACAGUGGAUGUCCAUGUCUGUUGUCUUUGAAUUUAAUGCAGAGUUGUUGUUUUUUACUCACUUAAAUGGAUGUAAUUUGUCCUGUAAUGGUGGUAGCAUGAUCCACUGAAAAGGUGACAUUACACAGAAUCUAUAUUUGUAUUUAUUUGUAUACAUCUCAGGAAAACCGUUACAUUUGCAUUACAUUUGAUAGCACUCUUUCUGCUCUGUUUGGUGUCUUGAGUUUAUAUAAAAGUGGUAGCAGACACAGCAGAUUAGACAGGAAUCUGAAGCACACAUUCCAAGGACCAAAAACAUCCUGGACCAUGUUCAUCAAUAGGGAUUAUAGGUAGUGACUGUCGGUGUGGUGAGACACUUUCCAUUUAGACACAUCAGAUUCAGCCACCUUCAGUGAAAUAACCACUCCAACCAAUUUCCUCUUUAUGGUCAGAAUUAUGACUUUCUGUUAAAACGUCAGAUCAGCAAAAUGUCAAUGUUACAAGAACAAAGGAAACAGCCUUAUUUUUAGACUGGCAGCUAUGUGCUCUUGAAAUUAGUAGUAGAGUAGAGUUCUGAAGUCCUUGAACUUCUCAUGAACUUCUUUUCCAACUGCAAAAAAUACAGUACUUGAAAAACCGGAGGGUCAAAGAACUGGAGUCAUAAGUUAUAAAUGACAGAUUGCCGGGCUUUGCAGGGUUCUCAGUUAAUAAUUCCUACAUAUUGGAUUUUUUGAAUCCUGUAUCGUACUUCACCAAACAGCAGCCUCUCCACACAUUUCUAAUUCCUGAUGUGAGAUGGAGGGGUGAUCAGUUUUGGUUAAAACAAUGAUGUGACCGUUCUGCCAAAAAUAGUGAGAAAGAAUCAAGGAAUUGGUGGCGAACGAGAGAGUUAUUCAGUCUGCAGCGCCUCAAGAAAUCAAAUAAUUGUGCUUUAUCUCCUGAGAGCGUGCCCGAACCAGAAAGCAGUAGCUGCUCAGAUCCAGGUGUGCAAAGCUGGUAGAGGGGGGCAGAGUAAAAACAGCUUCAUGUGUUGCUGUUUCUGUAAAGUUCUAAAUAAGAGAUCUGAAUAUUAAUGCAAACGAAAUAGCCUCCACUCAAACAAAGGCAGUGUAAGACUGACUUUCUCAGAACCACCAUUCUUUUUCUUCUCCACUGUAGCAAAGACUAAACUAAAAACACUUGAAAUCUGAUCAUGACUGUGAUUCACAAAUCAUGUUUAAAAACAGUCCUUGCAAGUUUGAUUGAGGAAAAGUCUGGUUUGGUGAUGGGUUUGUACCUCACAGGUUGCAGGAGUGUGGUCAACUCUGGAAAAUCUUAAGAAUAUUUUAUACCUGAGGUUUUGAUUCAUAUAUUGCCAACCUGCUUGGUUUUUGCUGAGAAAGCUGCUCAUGUGAGCACAAAUUAGCUUUUGUAAGCCUGUUGAAGAUGGCUGGAAAACAUGAUCUGUAACAUUGUUUUUGAAUGUGACUCAGGUAUACAUGCAAAGCUCCAGGCAAAGCAUUUGAAGCUCCUGUAUAUGUAAAUGAAAUAAAAUGAUAU
Molecule: messenger RNA, 3497 nt
Organism: Chelmon rostratus (copperband butterflyfish)
Lineage: Eukaryota; Metazoa; Chordata; Actinopteri; Chaetodontiformes; Chaetodontidae
Product: enhancer of mRNA-decapping protein 3-like
Exons: 7
Coding region: 105-1535 (476 amino acids)
Biological process (GO): deadenylation-independent decapping of nuclear-transcribed mRNA; P-body assembly
Cellular component (GO): P-body
Molecular function (GO): mRNA binding
Source: RefSeq, a predicted model, not a curated record